This is a messenger RNA of Canis lupus familiaris (dog), 4758 nucleotides long. It is a transcript of the gene KY, whose product is annotated as kyphoscoliosis peptidase. The coding region runs from base 76 to 2061 and encodes 661 amino acids. The record is from RefSeq and is a predicted model, not a curated record. The transcript is spliced from 12 exons. NCBI's taxonomy places the organism in Eukaryota, Metazoa, Chordata, Mammalia, Carnivora, Canidae.
CGCGCACGGGGCCAUUUGCAGCGCAGGCAGCCUCGAGAGCGGCCGCGGCGCACCGGCGGGGAGCGAGGCGACGCCAUGGAGCUCAAGAAGGACAGCAACGCCGUGUCCAUCGACAUGCUGCUGAUCGUGCACUCGGAGAAGCGGCGCGCCGCGCAAGGCGCGCACUCGGAGCGGCAGGCGGACCCGGGCGCGCCGCCGCAGCGCCGAGGAGGACUCCAGGGUGUCGGAAACGGAAUCCGGAGAUGGCAGAAAUUCGAAGGAAAUGAUGUGCAUGGAAGCCUAGCGGAGAAACAGAACCCUCAGCAGACCCAGGUCAUUACGUCCUACGACAACCAAGGGACACAGCUGACUGUGGAAGUCCACCCUCGAGAUGCCAUGCCCCAGCUGCUCAAGAAGUUCUCCUUGGCUAAACGUUUGCAAGGUGAUAAAAAUGGAAACACAAGACCCCGGCAGCCUGGAGCGAAAGAUGCCCAUGCCUACCCGUGGGAUCGGUCCAGCCUGAAAUCCAUGCCCCUGGACCUGCGGCAGUUUGAGAAACUGGACAGCUAUGCCUCACAGGUGACGGUCAAGAGUGGCCUGGAUGAGCUGGUGAGUGACCUGCUCCAGGAAGCCCACAGUGACCUGGAGAGGGUCCGCGUGAUCUGGAUCUGGAUCUGCCACCACAUAGAAUACGACGUCGAGGCGGCCCAGGAGAAGGACCGCCAGGCCUUCAAGCCCACCGACAUCCUGCGGACACAGAAGACCAACUGUGAUGGCUACGCUGGACUCUUUGAGAGGAUGUGCAGGAUCGCCGGGGUGCAGUGCAUGACUGUGCCUGGCUACUCCAAGGGCUUUGGCUAUCAGACGGGCCAGAGCUUCUCGGGGGAGUUUGACCACGCCUGGAACGCCGUGUACCUGGAGGGGAGGUGGCACCUGGUGGACAGCACCUGGGGCAGUGGCCUGGUGGACUCUGCUACCUCCAAAUUCACCUUCCUAUACAAUGAAUUCUACUUCCUCACCCAUCCCGCACUGUUCAUCGAGGACCAUUUCCCAGACAACAAGAAUUGGCAACUGCUAAAACCACCUCAAUCCCUGAAGCAGUUUGAGAACAACAUGUAUCACAAGAGUGAAUUCUACAACAAGGGGAUGCUGAGUGCCCACCCAGAGACUUCUGUGAUCAAAACAGUGAACGGGAAGGCCACCAUCACCAUUGAGAGCUGUGCCCCGACGCUCUUCAUGUUUAUGCUCAAUGGCAAGCAGGAGCAUGGGCUGCUGAGCCUCAGGAAGAACGGGAUGAAGCUGGACAUCUACCCUCCCACAGUGGGCACCCACAAGCUGCAGAUCUUUGCCAAAGGCAACUCUGACAUCUACAGCUCGGUGCUGGAGUACACACUCAAGUGCAACUACGUGGACAUCGGUGUCCAGCUGCCCGCUGAGCUGCACCAGCCCGUGGGCCCCAGCUGGUUCUCGGAGCAGAUGGGCAUCGUGAAGCCCUCCCACCCCGACCCCAUCAUCCACACCAGUGACGGCCGCUGCUCCGUCAGCUUCGGUGUAGACGAGGGCAUCAGCGUCCUGGCUUCCCUGCACGGGGACGAAGGCCCUAUCACCGAGGAGACCGGGCGGCGCUACAUCUUCCAGCUGCACCGAGAGAAGCGGGCGGAGCUGAAGGUCCAGCUGCCCCAGGCCGGCAAGUUUGCCCUCAAGAUCUUCGUCAAGAAGAGGCUGGAGCCGGGCAACUACGUCUUUGUCUUCAGUUACCUUCUGUGCUGUACCAACACCAAGGUGAACUGGCCCAUGUUCCCCGAGAGCUUUGGCAACUGGGGGCAGGACAAUGAGUUGCUGGAGCCCCUGUCGGGCGUGCUUCCUGCCAACCGGAAUGUCCCAUUCAAACUGAAGCUACAUGGUAUCGCCAAAGCCCUGGUGAAGGGGCAGGACACGUGGCCCCUGACCCUGAAUAGAGAGGGCUACUGGGAGGGCAGCUGCAGCACGGCCGGCUGCCAAGAAAUCUAUGUCAUGGUGCUGGAGAACGCCAACCACAACUUCUACUCCUACAUCCUGAAAUACAAAGUGAACUCCCAGUGAGGCCUGGUGCCCGGUCACGCCUCCCAGAGGGCCAAGGCCAGACCUGCCCAGGGAGGGCCCAACGGAAGUGCAGCGAGCCCCGGCCACCAGCGAGUCUGCAUGAAACCACUUCUGGGCCUCUGCCUCAGUCUCCCUGCCCCGCCGUGGAAGCUGCGAUGUUUGUGUUCUGAUGGCUUCGCUCAGCUGUGGCAACGGCCGAGAGGACUGAGGCAAAGGCCCUUUAGAAGAAAAAGGUGCUAUGUAAAUCCAAGGUAUUGUAAACUGUACACCACUGCCCAGAUGCCCCUUCUCGUAUUCAUGCUGUUGUUGUUUUUGUAGGGUUGAUGUGGGAAAGCAGGCAUAUGGCCCCAGCAGAAAGCUUUGCACGUGAUGGUGAGAGGACUCUCCUCUACGCCCCACAGGGACCCGGUCUGCGAGGCUGAGUCGUCCUGAAUCACAGAACCCCUUUCAAGUAGCAUCGGUGUUUCUCACCAAUUCCUCGACCCCAGGGAGGGUUGGAAGCCCAUUUUUCCCAGACCUGACCAUCCUCUGCAUUCCUGCAGCCUCUUGCUCUUCAGGAGCCCUAGAAAAGAGAAGGUGUGAAGAGGAAGCCAGCCAGGCCGCCUCUGCCUGGAGGUUCCACAAUCCCUGUAUACUCUGGGGAUGUGGCAAUAGAGAAGUCGGAAGGGGGCCCCCGGUGCCCACUCUUGGGUGGCCUGGGUGGAGGGCCAGAGGGCGAGGGACGCUGCAGCAGCCCCACAACCUGAGUCUGAGGGUGUGAGACCCCAGACUCCGUGCUCCCAGACGAGCCCACAGGGCAGUUCGGUCCGGUUCGGUCUAGCUGGUGGUCCUCCAGGCCCUCUCAGAGCCUGGGUGUCAGGCCCUGGCCUGCACCUCCAUAGGGGGAGCUUCAGGAGGCUGCUAGGCCCUUGGGGUGGGGGCUUGCGGACAACCCUAAAUAAACACCCAAGCAGGGAGGCCGGGCAGGGAGUCGGGCAAAUACCACAGUGUCCAGGAGACUCGGGAACUAGCAGGGCUCUGCUGGCCCCGAGGGUCCCCACGCGCGAAGCCCGCACAGGGGGACCGCCCCGCCCGGAGCCUCUGAGCUCGUCUGUCCCCCCUCCUUCCCCGCCUUGCUCUGACAGGAGAGACCCUGGGGUCCGCGUGCACCUCCCGGCUGCCCUAGGAGCCUGGGCCCAGCGGCCUCGGCGGCGCCUCAGGCCCGUGUUGCCAUGGCAACGGCAGAGAGGAGGGAAGGGGAAGGGGGAGAGGCCCGCGUGGCCACCGCAGCACCCCGCAGCGCCCGCCCCCUGCAGUGUAGCUAAUGAAUACAUUCUGGAGCAUGCGGAGGAUGCCACCCAGCAACACAGGAGCUGCCCCAGGAAGCAAGACAAGGCCCAGCCUCGCAAAGUGUCUGCGGAGCAACCACGUGCCCCUCCGUCUGCGGCGUUAACCAGGGCCCCCCCCCAACCACCCCACCCCAUUUGUAAAGACAGCUGUGGGCGCAGCCAGAAAUCACCUGUAUUUCUCUCCACUGAAGUAAAAAUACAUGAAAUGAAAUCCAAUCUUCAUGAAUUUUUACACGCAUGCUGCUCAGGGUGGAACGCAGGGCUGCAUUUUGAAGUCUUUUAUUCAAAUCCCCAGCUUUGUUUCCUGGUGGCGCCGUGGCGCGACGGUGGAAUGGCACGGGCGCUCCCUGGUGCCCAGUCCGCGAGCUGCCGAGAGUUCACGCUCACUCCGGCUCACUCCGAUGUUGGUGUCACGUUCACCGCGUGCUUCCUGGCGUGCACACGGAGCGCACAGGCUGUGGGGCGAGCUUGGGGACUGCCUGGCAGGGUGAGAAGACACCGGGGUGUGCCACUGGGGAGUGUUUUGCCGGGAAAUCCCAUCUUGACAUGCAAACCCUGGGUAUGAGACUGGAAGGGACAGCUCUGCGAGCGCUCGUUACUGUGCCCCCAUUGUAAGGACCGAACCGAUCACACUCCGAGCUUUGGCCCCGCAAGUCCUAGGACGGUGGCCCUCACCCCAGGCAGCAGGGUGCAGAGGUCGGGGAGGGUGAGGGAGUUAACUGCUCUUAACUCCUUGCGUGCGGCUUGGUUGGCUUGGUUCCCAAGCGCCAGCAGCACAGCUGGAGCCCGUUUCAAUCUGAUUAUGAUCAUUGUGAGCUCCCCAUAUGCUACAUUGUCCCACCAGAGGCAAACCUCUCACCGCCUGCUGAGAUUAAAAGGAAAUAAAUAGAGUAACUGAAGCAUGAAGGAUUUAGGCUAGACAUAAAGAACUAUUUCCUGUUUUUAAGCAGGAGGGACACGUUGCCAAGAAAGUUUGUGAAAUCCUCUUCUCAAAGGACUUGGAAAGUAGAAAAGGUUUCCCAGUGGUCUGGGUAUUAGACGCUCUGCUCACUGGAAGGACUAAAUUCUCACCAAACCAGUUAAUCCUUAAAAUACGCUAGAUGGCCCCCAGCAAACGCAAGGUGAACAGGAUUGCCGCAUCCUUUGCUGUUAGCAGCGUGUUCAGAGGCGGGUGUGCAUCCGCAUCCCACAUCACUUUAUCUGGGGUCUAUCAUUUCAUUUGGAAUAAGUAGCUGGAACUCUUAAAUGGUGAUUACUUUUCAUAAUGUGUGUGUUGAGUUGUGUGGGCCAGUGGCUGUUGAGUAUGCUUUCCCCACAUUGUUGCUGGUGUUGUUUUUCAAUAAAAUUUAUAUUCAUUUUUAUCCAACAA